GAUUUGUUGGUUGGGUAUUUAUUGCAGCUUUUGUCUGGAUUUACGAAUAGUACUACAUUUCAUAUAUCGAUCAUCAAUAUUCUAUUCUGAUAUCAAUAUCUUGAGCAUCUUCUCUUCAAAUCAACAAUAUACAAAAUGUCCGCUACAAUCAACACCAGCGUGGGAAACCAGCCCGUCGAUCCAUACAGAUCCAAGAGUGUCGAGGAUCCGCCUCUGCCAAAGAAAGUCGAGGACCUGUCCAAACUCAUCUCAGAUAUCAAACUUGGCAUGUUGACAACCAAGUCAUCCUCUGGUGACGACCUGGUUUCACGAUGCAUGGCACUGGCAGAUAAGGAAAACGGCGGCAUCGACCUCAUUUUCCACACAAACCUCUUCUCCGGAAAAACGAUGGACUUGACCAUCCACCCCCAAGAAACAAACAUGUCCUUCCUCGACCCCAUCACCGGCGCGUGGGCGUCUAUCUCCGGCACUGCCUCCAUCGUCGCAGACCAAGAGACCGUCAGGAAAUACUAUACUCCCAUGUUGAAGACUUGGCUUGGAGAUCUGGGUGACGGCGUGCAUGACGGUGGACCAACAGACCCCCGGAUAGGAGUGAUUAGGCUUGAGUCCAAGUUGGUGACUUAUGAUGUUGUGCGACAGGGUGUGUUUGGGAGGGCUGUGGAAACGGUCAAGAGUGCGGCUCAGGGCAAUGUGCCGUUGGUGAACAGUAUUCGGGAGUUGUCUCAGGAGGAGUUGGCUGAAUGGCGUCGAACACACAAGGCCUAAAAUGACCAUACAGUGCAUCUUGCAAUGGGGUUAAUGAGUUCACGAAUCUAGGGUGUUAAACCAAAUUCCGUGGUAAUUUGUAUAGCUAUACUCUAAUGACACAUUAGGAAGACCUACAAGUUAAUCAUUCCGGGAUAUUGAAUAUGAAAAACAUUUAUUAACAGCCCAAUGUUGGUAACCAUGUAUUUGUACACAUAAAAAGCAGAGGAAUAGUAAAACGGGUAA
This is a messenger RNA of Aspergillus wentii DTO 134E9, 990 nucleotides long. RefSeq names its product blue light-inducible protein Bli-3. NCBI's taxonomy places the organism in Eukaryota, Fungi, Ascomycota, Eurotiomycetes, Eurotiales, Aspergillaceae. The coding region runs from base 136 to 765 and encodes 209 amino acids. The transcript is spliced from 3 exons. The record is from RefSeq and is a predicted model, not a curated record.